This is a messenger RNA of Mangifera indica (mango), 2096 nucleotides long. RefSeq names its product WEB family protein At1g12150-like. The coding region runs from base 255 to 1823 and encodes 522 amino acids. The transcript is spliced from 2 exons. Lineage: Eukaryota; Viridiplantae; Streptophyta; Magnoliopsida; Sapindales; Anacardiaceae. The record is from RefSeq and is a predicted model, not a curated record.
GCAUUGACCGUCAAACUUCCUCAAACCUCGCAGUAUUUCCCUCCAAACAAAUGCCGAGAUGGUGAUUGCUCUAUGAACAGAUUUUGAUUCUGCAUUGGUUAACAUUUUGGAAUCUGGUUAUUUGCCUGGUGGGGAUUUGAGAUUUUCAUGCAUGACAGCUUUGUUGUCUAUGAAUUAUAUUUUUCUCCAAUUUGGUCUUGCUGGUUUCAUGUGAAUCGAAAUUGUGAUGUUAAUUUUGCAGGUGAGAACAAAAAAUGGUGAAUCUACGUGCAAGUGAACGGCAAAAGCCUGCAGCUGCAGAGAUUGAUACAAGGGCACCAUUUCAGUCUGUCAAAGCUGCUCUCAGUUUAUUUGCCGAAGUUAAAACUAAGGAUGAGAAGCCCGUCAUCAGGAAGACUAAACAAGUUUCUUCCGAGGAUGUCCUAGGCAAGGAGACACAGCUUCAAUUGGCCCAAAUGGAGCUAGAAAGGACCAAGAACAAGUUAGAGAGUGCUGAAACUACAAGAGCUCAAGCAGUUCGUGAUCUGGAGAGGGCUAAGAGGACACUGCAGGAAUUGACAACCAAGUUCAACUCUGUAAAUGAAUCCAAGGAGUUGGCAUUAAAAGCUGCAGAAGCUGUGAAGCAGAAGGCCGAGCUACUUGAACAUGCUAAGUCUGAAAAACACUUGAUAAAUGAUACGCAGAGCCAGGCAUUGAUUCAGACAAGACAAGAGUACAUGACUGCUGCUACUCAACUUGAUUAUGCAAAACAGGAGCUUAACAAUAUCCGUCAGGAUUUUGGUGCAGCUUUGGAGGCAAAACUGGCUGCCUGCCAACAGGCUGCCGAGGCACAACAUUCAGCAGAACUAAGUUCAGAAAGGGUUGAUGAGCUGCAAAAGGAAAUUGAAGCCGUCAAGGAUACUGCUAGACAGAUAAAAGUUGCCUCUCAAGAAAUAGAGGAAGAGCUGGACAACAUUGUGUCAGAGAGACAUGAACUUAUCCGGUGUUAUGAGGAUUUGAAAAACCAAGCUGAGGAGAAAUUGGUUUCUUUGAGCAAGGAUUAUGAUCCUCAACUGACCAUUAGUCUUGAGAUGAAAAUUGCGGAAACAGCUGCAGAGAUUGAAGAUGUAAAGAAGCAACUGCAAGAUGCACAGGCUGCUGAAGUGGAUAUACUCAGAAUUGUAACUACUGAGCUUAAUGAGGCUAGACGGACACUGCAUAAAGUUACAAAAGAAGAAAGUUUUCUGAAAAGCUUGCUGAAUUCACUUGAGCUGGAAUUGGAAAAAGUGAAGAGGGAGUAUGCUGACGAAAUGAAGAAGAUGGAAAUGGAUCCUGACAAUGAGAAGAAAUCCACAAUCAAACAACUAGUAACUGAAACUGAAGCGGCAAAAAGAGAAGCAGAGGAGAUGAAAAAGAAUGCUGAAGAGCUGAAGCAAGAAGCUGAAGGUACCCAGAUGGUCGAAGAGGUAACAGAGAAAAAGCUACAGGUUGCUCUGUCAGAGCUUGAAGAAGCGAUAGAUGAUGAAAGGAAAGCCUGUGCUGAGUUAAAUACGAAAUCAGAUUCCACUGCCGAGGUGAAAAUCACAAAGGAAGAGUAUCAAUCUUUGAAGAAGAAAGCUGAGGAAAUUAAAAACUUGACUGAGGAGACGUUGGCGGAAGCUAUGACUCACCUGGAAGAGAUAAAUUCUAGUAAAAGCAAAGCAGACCGAAAAUUGGAAGCAAAUUUAAAAGCCAUUGAGGAAAUCAAUACUGCCAUAGAGAUAGCUUUGAUAUCUGGAGAGACGGCAGGCACUGCACAAAACAUGGUUGAAGCUGAACUCAGAAGGCUAGAAAGCUUUAAUUAAUUUUAGCAAGUUUGAAGACGACAUUACCAUCAUUGCCCCGCCAUUCUAGGAUCUUAAACCAGAUACAUGUUUGAAUCAAUCUGUAAUGGAAAAGGAGAGAACAUCUUACCUGAAAGGCCUUUCUCGCAAUCUCUUUGGUUUAUUUUGCAUUGGAUGAUUGGAAGAUUAAUCUCAGAACUUGUAUGUAAAUGGUGAAGAAAUGUAGAAUGAUGCUGAUGUACGCUAUCAGAAAAGAAAUUUCAGGAUUGAAUAAGAGUUAUAAGUGAUCCAUAU